This is a messenger RNA of Aspergillus terreus NIH2624, 831 nucleotides long. RefSeq names its product post-initiation translation factor DPC29. The record is from RefSeq and is a predicted model, not a curated record. The coding region runs from base 1 to 831 and encodes 276 amino acids. The transcript is spliced from 2 exons. Lineage: Eukaryota; Fungi; Ascomycota; Eurotiomycetes; Eurotiales; Aspergillaceae. Gene Ontology annotation, cellular component: mitochondrion.
AUGGCUACCGCCUUAUCUACGCGCUGGCUCCAGCGUCGCAGCUCGUUAUGUCCCGAUUUCUGUCGGAGCUUCACCAGCGCUCCGCCGCUCUGCGCCGGACAUAACCGCUGGUCCCAGAUCAAACAUCACAAGGCAAAAAAUGACAAGGCAAAAAGCAAGGAACGCCAGAUCAUCGGAAAGGAAAUCAGCAGUGCAACCCAAAUGUGGGGACCGGACACCAAGUUCAACCCGCGCCUGACCCUCGCCCUCUCGAACGCAAAGCGCGCCGGAAUCCCCAAUGCCGUUAUUGAAGCAGCAAUCGCAAGAGGACAGGGAAUUAGCGUUACGGGUGAAGCGCUCGAAUCAGUGACGAUAGAAGCAAUGCUGCCCAAUUCCGUCGCCGCCGUCAUCGAAUGUCAGACCGACCAGAAAGCCCGUCUGCUGCAGGAUGUCCGACAUGUGAUCAAGGAUUGCGGGGGAACUGUCACCCCUACCACAUAUCUCUUUCAGAAGAAAGGACGCGUGCUCUUCGAGAAGAAGGAGGGUCUGAAUCCGGACGACUACCUUGACCAAGCCAUUGAGGCGGGCGCUACCGACAUCACUACGGACGAAGAAGGCCGUCUACUAGUGUUCACGGAGCCGAACGAAACAAAGAGCGUUGGCGAAUCUUUGGCAAAGACGUCCGGUCUCACAAUCCAAGAACUAGAGAUUAUCUGGGAUCCCAAUCCAGACACAUUGGUCGAGGUCAAGGAUGAAGAGCACAUCAAAGACCUCGAGGACAUACUGAGUGCCAUUCGCGAGGAGUCCGGUGUGCGGGACAUUUAUUUGAACACUACCAGGGAUUUCUCAUAA